GUUUUAAAGAAGUUUGGUGAUGUUGUUUGGCAUGUUAGUUGGUCUGUAACAGGGAAUAUUUUAGCUGUAUCUGGUGGUGAUAACAAGGUAAACUUAACGUAGAAUCAGCCUUAAAUUGGCUGAGAUGCCAUGUUAAAUGACACUCUUUAUCUGUUUCGACCCUUUCUUGAAAGUCAUGUAAGAAACAGGCGAGAGAUAUCCUCUCACUGAUAGUCACCUUUACCCAAAACUGUCCAGCUUUCUUUUAGGCAAAAAAGAAACAGUUCAACUUUUGUUGAGGGGGUGGAAGGGAAAACAAGGCAGCAUGGCCCUGUGGUCAGCGCAUCGGACUUGCAAUCCGGGGGUCCCGGGUUCGAGUCCCGCUCUGGCUGCUUGCUGGAUUUGUUCUCGGUCAUCCCAAGUUCAAAUCCUCGGUCACGCUUGUAAAUAGCCAACUGGAUGCCUCCUGCCCAUUGCGGUUUUUAAUCCUGGUAUGUUGUAUUUGAGUUAUUUGUUUUUAGUGGAGUGUAUGUAAAGUAGCUGGAUAAGCUAAGUGCUCUUUCCACUAUAAACAAGCGUUUAAACCUUUUAGCGAUGGCAUGUCCACUUUGUCAUAUUCCCUGAAAUAUUCCUCAGUGAAUGAAAGUGUCCUGCACUUUCACUGCAGAUUGAAACUUCUCCUAGCUUGUUUUCCAUUUGCUUUUGUACAGGUGAGCUUAUGGAAGGAGUCAAUCGAAGGCCAAUGGGUUUGUGUUAGUGAUGUAUACAGAGGGCAAGGGCAGGAAACGCAAUGA
Molecule: messenger RNA, 773 nt
Organism: Porites lobata
Lineage: Eukaryota; Metazoa; Cnidaria; Anthozoa; Scleractinia; Poritidae
Source: the annotation of a GenBank genome assembly